AUGUUUACGCGUCGGUCUAUCGCGAUGAAAACGGUCAGUGAGCGGCAGUUAGGGGACUGUCAGCACAUGAAGCUGAUGCUUGACGGGAAACAUGCCCAUUGUCAAGGCGUUUAUUUAGGCGUUCUCGGCGGCACGUCCGUCAGAUCAAGUGAUCUUGUGAGCAAAUGCAUCCUCACUUUUGGGUCCUCAACGAACUCGACGCACGAGAUCAUGAAAGUGAUCCGCUUCGAGAACAACGUUGGUAAUCCGUGUCGAACGUGCGCACGACCCUCGCGAUCGACGAUUCGGGUUUGA
Molecule: messenger RNA, 294 nt
Organism: Peronospora matthiolae
Lineage: Eukaryota; Oomycota; Peronosporomycetes; Peronosporales; Peronosporaceae
Source: the annotation of a GenBank genome assembly